AUGGCACCAAGGAGGGUGCCCAUGAACCCACUGAAGAUCUACCAGUUGUGUGAUAUCCCCCACAGCGGUGCCCAGCGGGGCCCACGUCCCCCCAAUAAGCAACCCAGGUGUGUUGCCGUGGGCCCCACAGGGUCGGUUCCCUGGGAGGACAAUGACGUGGACCUGGAGGACGAGGAGGACGAGGACGUGGGAUCAUCGCCGCCCCAGGUGGAGAUGCAAGAGAGUUUCCCCUUUCUCAACUUAAAUGACUCCCCGAUGCCCCCAGCGAGUGAGUCCAGCUGUUCCCCCAGUGAGUGGAUCAAGGCCGACCCUGACCUCAUCCUCCACCAGGAUCCACCCCUGCUCACAGAGAUGUUCAGCACCCCAGAGACAUGGAUCAGCUCGCUGCCCAUGACGGACCUGGAGAUCCAGUUCCAAUACCGAGGCAAGGAGCUGGGACCCCCCCUCACCGUCAGUAACCCUCAGGGCUGCCGCCUGUUUUACGGUGACCUGGGCCCCAUGCUCAACCAGGAGGAGCUGUUCGGCCCCGUCUCGCUGGAGCAGAUCCGCUUCCCGGCCACGGACCACAUCGUCAACGAGAAGCAGCGCCUCUUCACCAACCGCCUGCUGGACGUGAUGGACCGCGGCCUGAUUCUGGAGGUCAGCGGGCACGCCAUCUACGCCAUCCGUCUGUGCCAGUGUAAGGUGUACUGGUCAGGUCCCUGCGCUGGGGGCAGCGCCAUCCCGCACGUUAUCGAGCGACAGAAGAAGGUCAAGCUCUUCUGCCUGGAGACAUUCCUGAGCGAUCUCAUCGACCUCCAGAAGGGCCAGAGCAACAAGGUGCCCUCGUUUGAGAUCUACCUGUGCUUCGGUGAGGAGUGGCCGGAUGGCAGACCCAAGGACAGGAAGUUGAUAAUGGUGCAGGUUGUACCGAUAGUCGCACGGAUGAUCUACGAGAUGUUUACCGGGGAGAUUACUCGCUCGUUUGACAGCGGCAGCAUCCGGCUGCAGAUCUCCACGCCGGACAUCAAGGACAACAUCGUGACCCACCUGAAACAGCUGUACCACCUGCUGCAGACCCCGCAGGGGCACGAACCCUGGCCCGUGCAGCCCCCAGUCAUGCAUAUGGCAGCCCCACUGCCAGUGCAGUAAGCUGCACUGCUCCUCCACACAGCAGCAUUGCAUCUGUUUUUGCAGCGUUGCAUCUGUUUUUGAUGCAUCGCACGUUUUUGAUGCAUCGCACGUUUUGCAGCGAUGCACCUGCCUUGCAGCAAUGCAGCUGCCUUGCAACGAGUCGCAAGUUCCAGCAAGUGAACUUUCUGCAUUUCAUCCACCGUGGUUGACAGGUUUGCCGUACCAGUGCCGUAUCCCAGACUGUGCCAAAAUGAUUCCAACAUUCCAUUCGGCCGAGCUCCCAGAGAACGCUUAGUUCCACGUUUUGUGUACCUGUUCUCUAUGCACCUCCAACCUUGGUGGGCAAGUCCAUGCGUGACUGCCCAGCCCUGCAACAAACUAAUUCCCAUUCCGACAGUCCAAGCUAACGAGAUUGGACUUUGUUCUUAUAAAAAAAAAAACCAGCCCAACUAGAGAGCAGGAGAGAGCAUUUAACGUUGAGAACUAUUAACAUUCGUGUUUAACUAACGUGAACGCACUCAUUGAGUGUCGUUUAUUGACGUGCUCCUGAAUAGAAUCCUGUUAAUGGAAUCCUUUUUUAUUUUCUUCUUUUACCAGUUCCAGCCUGUUGUGCCUCGAAUAUUUUCUAUCUUCGUUUUUUUUACCAUAAUACCAAAAUAAUGAAAGAAUGAGAAGGUAAAACGAUCAAGAAGGAACUGCAGAUGCUGGCAAAUCGAAGGUAGACAAAAGUGCUGGAGUAACUCAGCGGGUGCAGCAGCAUCUAUGGAGCGAAGGAAGGAAAUAGGCAACGUUUCGGGCCGAAACCCGUAAGGGUUUCGUCCCGAAACGUUGCCUAUUUCCAGAAGGGUUUUCGUCUCGAAACGUUGCCUAUAUCCAGAAGGAUUUCGUCCCGAAACGUUGCCUAUUUCCAGAAGGGUUUUCGUCUCGAAACGUUGCCUAUAUCCAGAAGGGUUUCGUCCCGAAACGUUGCCUAUUUCCAGAAGGGUUUCAUCCUGAAAUGUUGCCUAUUUCCUUCGCUCCAUAGAUGUUGCUGCACCCGCUGAGUUUCUCCAGCAUUUCUGUCUACCUUCCAGAAGAUAAAACGGUCUUGGUUGUACAAUUCAGAUGCUGCUGUCGUUUUUGUUUUUUUAAUUAUGCAACUGAAAGUUGACCCCCUUUAAGUUUUACAAGAUUUUGGUGGAGGGACUUUAAUUGUUAUUAA
This is a messenger RNA of Leucoraja erinaceus (little skate), 2314 nucleotides long. Its product is annotated as interferon regulatory factor 6-like. Lineage: Eukaryota; Metazoa; Chordata; Chondrichthyes; Rajiformes; Rajidae. Gene Ontology annotation, biological process: regulation of transcription by RNA polymerase II; immune system process. The record is from RefSeq and is a predicted model, not a curated record. Gene Ontology annotation, molecular function: RNA polymerase II cis-regulatory region sequence-specific DNA binding; DNA-binding transcription factor activity, RNA polymerase II-specific; protein binding. Gene Ontology annotation, cellular component: nucleus.